Sesamum indicum (sesame) is the source of this 1176-nucleotide messenger RNA. It is a transcript of the gene ECI1, whose product is annotated as delta(3), delta(2)-enoyl CoA isomerase 1. Lineage: Eukaryota; Viridiplantae; Streptophyta; Magnoliopsida; Lamiales; Pedaliaceae. Gene Ontology annotation, molecular function: delta(3)-delta(2)-enoyl-CoA isomerase activity. The record is from RefSeq and is a predicted model, not a curated record. Gene Ontology annotation, cellular component: peroxisome. Gene Ontology annotation, biological process: fatty acid beta-oxidation.
UUGGAAAACUCGCCUCCCUCUUAAAACACUCUUACUGUGUGUAAAAAGUGUGAGGAUUUGGAGUUAGGAUGUGCACUUUAGAGAAACGCGGCGAUCUCUUCAUCCUUACAAUCACCGGCAACGAUGAGCACCGGCUGAAUCCGACCCUGAUCGACUCCAUUCUGGCCGCACUUAAUCGGGUCAAGUCCGAGUCCGAGUCGAUGGGCUCCACUGCUCUCAUCACAACCGCCGAGGGCAAGUUCUUCUCCAACGGCUACGACCUCUCAUGGGCUCUCUCGGACCCGGACCUUUUUCGGGCGCAAGCACAAGCACGGCCCAAGGUUUUGUCCAAGAAACUCCGGCUUCUGGUGGCGGACCUCAUCUCCCUCCCCAUGCCCACAAUCGCAGCCGUAACCGGCCACGCGUCCGCGGCCGGGUUCAUUUUUGCGCUCAGUCAUGACUACCUCCUCAUGCGGAAGGACAGAGGGGUUCUGUACAUGAGUGAGCUGGACAUUAAGCACAAAAUCCCCCAUUGGUUUAUGUCAAUUGUGAAGAGCAAGAUUGCCUCUCCAAAGGUGCGGAGGGAUGUGGUUUUGCAGGCAGCGAAGAUCUCGGCUGCAACAGGGGUGGAGUGGGGGAUUGUGGAUUCGGCCCACGAGAAUGCUGAGGAGACUGUGGAGGCUGCGGUGAGGCAGGGCAUGGAUUUGGUGAGGAGGAAAUGGGACGGGAAAGUGUAUGCCAAUAACCGAAAGACUGUGCUUGCCGACGUCUUGGCUGUGCUCGGGUCGGAUGAGACGGUGGGGGAUUCUGGCGAUAAUGUGGACGACAGUAAGGCUGUUUCAAGAUUAUGAAUGAAUGGUUCUUCCAUUUGUAUGAAUUAUGUGGAAAUGGAAUUGAGAAUCUGUAUACUUCAUAUGAUACGAAUGUGUUUGCUGGAUUUGUUAGGGUAUGAGAAUUGGCAACAUAUUGUUGGCAGGAAAUAAUUAUAUAUACAUAAUUCUAAAAUGAAGUGUUGAACUGUGAUGUGUGAUCGUAUAUGUAUGAACUUAUGAUAAGCAAUUCUCUUGUUAGAUUUGUAGUCGGGAAAACCAGCAAAAGAGAGUUGUGGAGUAUGCAUUUUGUUUCUUUCACCUCAUGGGCUUAUUUCAUGUGCUCUGUUAUUAGCGGGUUGUGUGUAACGACAAGGCAUAUUUGAAA